GUUUUUGUUUACGUGGAUUCUAUCUUUAAUUAAACAGAGGAUGAGUGAAACAUGGUAUUUGACAAUUUAAGAAUAGAAUCGAACAGGACGAAUAUAUAUCUACUCCUGUAUAGUAUUGCAUUAUUUUCGCAGUUCAGCUUUUCUCAUCGUCGAUAUUUGCUGACUAAAUUAUAACCGUUUAUAUAUUUUAAAAGCUAUGAUGAAAAUAGGGCUCUCACAGAUGGUGAAAGAGAGAAUGGGCGAGCACAGGCGGGUGUUUAGCAACUCGUGCUGUGGUUUAAAAGACUUUUCAAAAAGACGAUAGAAAAAUUCUCCGCGAUAUGACCUGUGAAAUGAACUAAAUUCAAAGCCCUGGUAGAAUUGAGUGGCAAAAACAGUUCUCUGCUGACAAUGAGACUUUUGUAGAAUAUAAAUAAACAAUACUGUAACUCUGGCACAGAUCUUACAGGAUAAACAAGUAAUUUGUGAUGGAUUAUGUAACUGUAGUUGAACAUGCAGUGAGACAGUUAUACAUGGAAGGAAAUAAUGACGUGCAUUCUUGGCUUUUACGGGUUCAGGCCUCCCCGGAGGCUUGGACAUUUGUCUGGGAACUUCUAGACCCUUCUAAAUCGUGGGAAUUACAAUUUUUUGCAGCUACUACAUUGCACACCAAAAUUUCUAAACAAUGGGAUGAAGUGCCUAAAAAUGAAUACCCUGUUCUGCAAGAGCGUUUGCUCAGUAUUAUGAAACAACCAAAUAUGCCCAAAUUUGUCCUCUCUAAACUCUGCCAAACGUUGGCUGGAUUUGUGAUGAAUGUCAGUGCUACUGAAAAUGAGGAAAAAGAUAAAAAUAUUGUAGACGAACUCAUGAGGAUAUUGCCCUAUGAUUCGCUUCCUAUGUUGGAAUUGUUACUACGCACGCUUUCUGUGUUACCGUCUGAGAAAAGAUUUGAAGAAAAACUUAAGUUACCCAAAACUUUGUGUAAUGGUUGGUACAGAACCACAUGGCUUCUACAACAAAUUUUCUCAAUGUGCAAUCCAAAUUCCCAAAAUAGCGAUAAUGCAUUGCACCUGUUAGCAAUGGAGUGUGCAUUAUCGUGGCUCAAGGUCUAUCAACUUCCUUUAGAUGCAACUGGACAAAUAUAUCCUCAUUUACUAAUUGCUGCAGCGUAUUAUGCGCCAAGCAGAGAAGGUUCGGACGAGGAAAAUGCCAGAGGUUGGGAAAUUGUUCAAGAAUGUUUAACUAUAAUAGUAACCCAUUAUGAACUUAGAAAUAGACCGCAAACGUUAUGGAAUUGGGCGCGAAAUUUGGUAAUCAUAGCUAGGCAAUACAGCGGACAGUACUUCUGUGAAAUCUUAACUGCUAUUGGCGAAACUCAUAGCAGAGAAUUUUUAAUUGCUUUAGUGCAAGGAAAUGAUACACAAAAAUGGACUUCUGAAAACUUGAUCGAGUUACUAUUAGAAUGUUCGGAACAAAAAGGACGGUAUCCGACGGAUGAAACUCGGAGUUGUAUACCAUUUGAAUUUUGGUCCUUGUUACAAGAUGAUACUGCUACGCUCGACGAACCUUACGAGAGUUAUGCUUUAGAGGCUGUAAAACCCAUUUAUGCAAGAUUGGCUCAAGCAUUAUUGCGAAAAUCAACGCUUCCUUCAUCUCCGAGUGAAGCAGGGGACGCGGAAGAACGGGAACUCUUUAGAUGUUACAGACAGGAUAUUGCGGACACCUUCGAUUACUGUUAUAGGGUACUGAGAGAAGAUUUAUUGAUACUUCUCGGACAAAGAUUAAGUCAAACACUGAACGAUACGGAAAAGUGGACCGACGUGGAAUCAACGUUACACGCUUUCGAAGCUAUAGCGGUUAGUGUUGGCGUAGAAGAGUCGCAUUACAUUCCUGCUCUGAUGGAUUUGAUUCUCACUCAUAUCCCUUAUGAUCACUAUCCGAGAGAGCUUUUAGCAUGCGCGUGUUCAACAAUAGGAUCGUACGCCGAGUGGAUAGGGAAACAUCCGGAUCCCUGGCUAGAAAGAGUAUUGCAAAUCGUGACUUUAGGUUUAGUCAGUGGUUCCGUGACAGCACCCCUUGCUAGUAUGGCUUUGAAGGACCUAGCAAGAGAAUGUGGACGACACAUGGCACCUUUUGCGCCAUCUAUUUUAAAUACAAUUGAGCAAACACUUCCAAACGUUACACCCGGCGGCAUGGAAGGUUUGCGAUUGAUGUACGCCGCCGGCAAAUUAUUAACCAGUUUAUCCACCGUCGAAGAGCGACUAGCCCACCUCGAUGCCACGUUGGGUUUUUGCAUAAUAAAAAUACGAGAAUUGUUGAAGCAACCAUUGUUCAUGGCCCGCGUUGCUGUAACAAAACAAUUAAAAAUGGUUAGUAUGUUUUUUUCUACGCUGGAAGAAUCUAUCGGAAAGACUGUACUACACGGACUACUCCCAAUAUUCAAUCAAAUUGUUGGGCAUCCUGAGUGGGGGCAGGACAAUGCUACACUAGAAGAGAUGUACGUUUGCGCACAAAAUUCUCUGUCAUCGUUGUUGCAUCCCGAAGUUGAUGCCCGACCUCUUCUUCCGAUCUUGGCUGGUUCAUACAAAACGUGGCCCCACCCUGCCGCGUUGGAUCUUCUUCGACAACUUGUACCACUGUUCGGACGAGAUCCCGAUAAUGUCAUAGGACCCAUUUUCGGAGAAUUGAGUUCGGUAACGUUAAGCGGUGUUAGAGCCUGUAGAUCCGUUAAUGGUAAUUUGUCUGAUUGGGCGGAACUGAUGGAGGCAUAUCUUGGACUGUUGGGCCAAAUUUGCAAGAAAAAUACUAGGAUGUUGCUGCAAAUCCCAGAUCAAAUUCCGGAGAUGUUACAAUGUGGAAUCAAUUGCUUAACGCUACCGGAAACUGGAGCAGUCAAAGCAGCUGGGUAUUUCCUCACUCAUGCCAUCAGACAGAGUCCACACUUGCAAACGUUCAUUCAACCAAUCGGCCAAGAACUCGUUUCUGUGAUUUUACAAUGUGUGGGUGGAGUGGUACCACGGAACAAUUUAGAACCUCAUGCAGAAGUUUUAUUAGCACUGAACAAAACGUGCGUGGAAUGGAUGGCACAAUGGCUUCGUGUCGCAUUCGAAAAACACUCGGAACUAUUCUCAGUCUCAGAAGUACAAAAAGUAUCUUUUAUACGUAUUGUCAUACGAGAACGGUAUUAUGCAGGGCGAAUGUGCAAGAUUCUAAAGGAUUUCAAUCUUCAAAAUUUAGCUUCGCCUAAAAAUUGAACUAUAAUGCCAUAUCAGCGAUAAAAUAAAAAAUGUAACAAAAAGGAACUCAUUGUAUCAAUGAGUAUACUCGAUACUGUUUGCGUAUUGAAUGAUAUCUUUUUCGCGAACAGACUUAAUCAGGAUAAACGUUUAUCUUUUAUGUAACGAGUAAUUUUAAAUAAAGACCG
This is a messenger RNA of Colletes gigas, 3403 nucleotides long. RefSeq names its product importin-13-like. The record is from RefSeq and is a predicted model, not a curated record. Bases 468 to 3233 code for a protein of 921 amino acids. Gene Ontology annotation, biological process: protein import into nucleus. The transcript is spliced from 9 exons. Gene Ontology annotation, cellular component: cytoplasm; nuclear membrane. Gene Ontology annotation, molecular function: small GTPase binding. NCBI's taxonomy places the organism in Eukaryota, Metazoa, Arthropoda, Insecta, Hymenoptera, Colletidae.